AUGUUUAAUCGAGUUCGGGUCCCGGAAAUGGGACGAAUUUGUAAUUUUAUUUCUUAUCGCAACCUAUCAACUAGUAAAAUUUUGAAUAUCAAAACCCCUUACUGUAGCAGAUGGAUUAAAAGAGUGGAACGAAUGAACCGUAAUAGGAAGAUUGAAAAACCUACAAAAUAUUUAGAUUCCAUACCAGAAACUGAAGUUUUUACGGAAGAAGAUGUUAAAAAACUGUCAAUAACACCCACAAAACCAAUAUGGAACACAAGAAGGAGUGGAGUUUUGGCAUAUAAAAUUGGUUGCAUGUCACUUUGGGACGAUUGGGGAGUUCGACACGCAGUCACAGUAUGCCAAGUCGACAGAUGUGUAGUACUGGAAAAAAGAACAAUAGAGAAACACGGAUAUGAAGCGUUACAACUCGGACUAGGAUAUAAGAACAUAAAACAACAGUCGAAGCCAAAUAUCGGAAGAUUCAUUAAACUGGGAACGGGAUCAAAGAACCAUAUUGCAGAGUUUAAAUGCUCAAGUGACUGCCUUCUCCCAGAAGGACAUUAUUUCAGUGUCAGACAUUUCACUCCAGGCCAGUGGGUUUUUGUUUCAGGGUGGUCCAAAGCCAAGGGUUUUAAAGGAGCAAUGAGAAGAUGGUCGUUUGGAGGCCAGAACCAAAGUCACGGAACAGAAUGUAAAGCCCACAGCGCACCAGGCUCAAUUUCUCAGGGCAAAUCCGUACAUAUAGUUUGGAGAAAUACUAAAAUGGGUGGCCACGUUGGUCCCGAUCCGAGAGUAACAAACUGCAGAGUAUUUAGAAUUGAGACGCAUAGAAAUUUGAUAUUCUUAAAAGGCGCAAUUCCUGGCGAAAUUGGAAGCGUAGUUAAGAUUAGAGACGCUCUAGGGAUAAGUGCUAGGAAAAACAAAGGACUUCAUAUACACUAUCCGACAUUCUUACCUAUUCCAAACCACCCUUAUCCAGUGACAAUCCAGGAACCUGUGAAUGAAAGGGAUCCUUUCCUGUUCCCAGAAGAUCCAAUGUAUGACUUUAAAUCCAACAAAUAG
Theileria annulata is the source of this 1044-nucleotide messenger RNA. Its product is annotated as 50S ribosomal protein L3, putative. Gene Ontology annotation, cellular component: mitochondrial large ribosomal subunit; ribosome. Lineage: Eukaryota; Apicomplexa; Aconoidasida; Piroplasmida; Theileriidae. Gene Ontology annotation, molecular function: structural constituent of ribosome. The transcript is spliced from 2 exons. Bases 1 to 1044 code for a protein of 347 amino acids. The record is from RefSeq and is a predicted model, not a curated record. Gene Ontology annotation, biological process: translation.